CCAUGCCGCGUUUUUCAGCGCGUGUUUAUUUGCUGAGAGCUCAGCCCGUCACGCAGCACCAGGAAAUGGAGGAGCUGCGGUGAUGAGUGUGUAGCUGCAGCCGACUGAGAGACAGCAGAGCUGGGAGGAGGAAACCGAGCAGCAGGCAGGCAGCGACAAGGCGUCAGCGACCAAAAACUCUCACAACCUUUGAGGUGAAGCUCUGCAGACUUAAACGUCCCGUGCAUCAAGCAGGUGAAGAUGAGUGAGUCUAACCAGCCCAAACUUGAACUUUUUGUGAAGGCAGGCAGCGAUGGUCAGAGCAUCGGCAACUGUCCCUUCUCCCAGCGUCUCUUCAUGGUGCUGUGGCUCAAAGGAGUCACCUUCGACGUUACCACAGUGGAUAUGAAGAGGAAGCCGGACAUCUUGAAAGACCUGGCUCCGGGUGCCCAGCCUCCCUUCCUGUUGUACAGCAACGAGGUGAAAACUGACACCAACAAGAUCGAGGAGUUCCUGGAGGAGAAUCUCGCCCCUCCAAAGUAUCCUCGUCUUGCUGCCCGUAACCCAGAGUCCAACACAGCGGGCAUGGAUGUUUUCUCCAAAUUCUCUGCCUAUGUCAAGAACUCAAACCCUCAGGCCAAUGAAAAUCUGGAGAAAGGUCUGCUGAAGGCUCUGAAAAAACUGGAUGACUACCUCGGCUCUCCACUUCCUGACGAGAUUGACGAGAAUAGCGCUGAUGAGGUCACUUCCUCAUCCCGCCCCUUCCUGGACGGCCAAGCGCUUACUCUGGCUGACUGCAACUUGCUGCCUAAGCUGCACAUCGUGAAGGUGGUGUGUUUAAAAUACCGAAACUUCAGCAUCCCUCCGUCUCUGACAAACCUGUGGAGGUACUUGAACGCUGCGUAUGCCAGGGAGGAGUUUUCCUCCACCUGCCCGAUCGACCAGGAAAUCCACAUCGCCUACUCCUCUGUAGCUAAAGCUCUCAAGUAGGAGGACAAGUCAUGAAUACAGCAGCAGCAAUAACAUACAAAAGUACAAAAACAACAUCCACGUACCUGCACACACUGAGUAUUCACUCUGUAAGCAACAUGAUCCCUUUCUAAAGAGGCUUUCUUUGUAUCUGUAAGGUCUUUUUUUUUUAGUGUUGAUCAAGCUGAUGAGUUCAUAGAGCUGAUAAAAUAUCAUCAAAUUAUACUGCUAGGUUUCCUUUAGAGACACUUGUUCAUGUAGUUUCCCUCCUUUUGUCUGCCAUGUGAGUCAGUUUACAUCAGUAAGAAGAUGAGGAAGUGCAGAAGUCAGAUAAACUGAUGUACAAACAAACACAUGCACAAACAAAUUAUGAUGCUCACAAGCAAGUUGACUGCACACACAUGAUCGGAGUUUUCCAGGACAUUCAGCACUGCAGUAAAUUAUUAUCACUAUUUGUUGAUCAUGUUGCUUACAGGCUCACACACACUCACUGUACAUGUGCACACACUUAAAACUACAGCCUUGCUUGUGUACAGUUUCACCAUCAGUAAAUUCACACUGUAAAGUUAGAAAUGUUCCCUUCUUGAUGCUACAGUAUGUUCUAGAUAAUUGUUUUUUUUUUUUUUUUUUUUGGAAGGGGUUCAACAGACACAAAGCUGCCUAACAGAUCAAAUCACUCGCAUCUCACACAAGACGAUUCAACUCUCGUUUUCAGUCUUGGUACUAAGGAAAUGGGUUGGUUUUUUUUCACGGUGACAAACAUGCAUACCAGCACCAGCUCACCUGCCAAAAUGUCUUUUGUGGUUUGUCUGUAAUUACAGCUGCUUCACAUUAACAUUAUUAUUUUGCUAAUGAGGGAACAAGGCCUUUAACCUCAAAAGCCAACUUCUAUUUUAAAUGUAACCGUUUCUUAUUCUUCGUAGUGGACCUCAGAGAGGAUGAGGGUGUUUUUCCUCAGCCUGUAGACCGGGUCUUACUUUAGAGAGGCAGAGAUGCAAACAGUUACAGAGACAGGAAACUAUUUCAAUAGACUUGGGCUUCCCCUUUCUGCGCUCCCACAGCAGGCAUGAAGGAUUAUUCAAGAUUACCGAGCUUGUUUGUGAUCCGCUGUCCUGGCCCUGUGCCAAAAAAAAAAAACUAUUUUGUUCUGCCUGUCAUGUAUGAAGGAUCUUUUUUUUUUUUUUUUUUUUUUAUAGUUGUAUAGAUCAGACAGAUCCGGUUGUGAUCGUAUUGAAGUUGCCGUUGAUGAAGAAGUAAAAGCUGUCGUUGACUGUUUAAGUGCUACAUUGGACACACUUGUCCAGUAGCUCGGGGUAGAAGGCCUGUUCUGUCACAUGGGAGAAAAAACCAGCAGGAAGUUAAAUAUAAACAUGCACUGGCAGCUCUAGAACAUAGGUCAUCAUUAAUCAAAGGAUAAGGCUGGUAAUAUUCUAUGCAAGAGUAAAACCACAACAUGUUAGUUCAUCUCUCACCACGCCCAUUCAGUCCUACUGAAGAAAGAAAUACUGCAGGGCAAUGUAGUGUUCAGCAAACAUGAUUAAGUUUAUUGAUUUGGUUUUUAAAAUUUUAAGAAAUUUUAAAAUAGUGACACUUGUAAUAACUUUGCUGAUCUUUUAACUAACGAUUUGUUGAUGAUUAGAAAUAUUUUUUAAUAUCACUGGACUUGUCCUUAAUUUAAAACCUUGUAUAUUCAGUAAAAGUGACUUGAAAUUGAACCGCUGGGAAGAACUGGAACCAAUAAUAACAUGCCUUGUCCGACUGUAGUAGCAGCUUGUGUAGAGGAUGUGAUUACCUUUAUGGCUUUAUGCAGAUUUACGUUAUGGAGGCUGUUUGCUGUUAAGACGUCCUUUGUACAACAGGUAGUGGUGUGACCCUCUUAAUGUGUUAUGUCUCUCAGAUCAGGGCGGAAAGAAGAAACCUAAGUGCAAUUUAAAUUGAAAAGACAAUCUUGUAUACAGACUGUGUUUAUAUUAGACAUCCACUGUAAGCACGGUUGGUUAUUUUUUUAUGAUUUCUAUCAUGCAAGUUAAGCCCUUCCUCGAUGAACUGCGAGGUGCCAUGCAAAUGUUCAAAGAGAAUGAUCAAAGAGAUGAUUCUGUAUAUUUUAUUUGACUGAAUUUCUAAAAAAUGGACCAGCGUGUUAAAGGGAUCGUGUAUUUUCAUAUUUCUUCUCUCCAUGUGUGGAAGAGUUUUUCACUUCUUACUGUAGGACUAAAUACAAUUUCAGGGACCAUUUAACUUGAUACAUUCAUUCAAAUGUUACUUUGAUUAGUUUGUUUUUCACUUCACUGUCUUUAACUAUAUUUUUUUAUCUUCAUAUUCAUGUUUUUUCUUUCUUAUGAUGCUUUUCUAAUCCCUUUGCAUUUCCCUAUAAAUUUUAGCCUUUUCUGUUUUUUUUUCAUGCUGCCAUGUAGUCAAAAGCAGUUGCACUUAAGAGUCCACAGGAUAAAAACAGUGGUGUGGACACUAAAGCAGUUGAUUUUUAAAUGAACAACGAAGACAAUCAAACUAAUAGCACAGCUGACUUUUGUACUUAAAAGCUCUUUUAAAGCCACAUGUAUUAAUAUCCCAAUAAAAAAACAUCUUGAUAAGAAA
Molecule: messenger RNA, 3543 nt
Organism: Larimichthys crocea (large yellow croaker)
Lineage: Eukaryota; Metazoa; Chordata; Actinopteri; Sciaenidae
Gene: clic1
Product: chloride intracellular channel 1
Exons: 7
Coding region: 241-969 (242 amino acids)
Source: RefSeq, a predicted model, not a curated record